AUGAUUGGACUUCCGAACUUUAGACGAAAGGUGCAACAAUUACUAUAUUGGCCACUGGGGAAAGGGGGUUGUUCGCGUUAAGAGCCAGCAAUUCUACGAAACCAAGAAUCAAAUUCUUCUAUUCCCAAUAAUUCUCUAUUCAGAUUCGAUCUCGGUCUCUGAGUGAUGGCUUCGAAACGGAUUUUGAAGGAGCUCAAGGAUCUCCAGAGGGAUCCUCCUACCUCUUGCAGCGCCGGCCCCGUUGGAGAGGACAUGUUCCAUUGGCAGGCCACAAUUAUGGGUCCCCCAGACAGCCCUUAUACCGGUGGUGUAUUCCUAGUUACUAUACAUUUUCCUCCUGAUUAUCCAUUCAAACCUCCUAAGGUUGCUUUUAGGACAAAAGUUUUCCAUCCAAAUAUUAACAGUAAUGGCAGUAUAUGCCUGGACAUAUUGAAGGAGCAGUGGAGCCCUGCCUUAACUAUUUCCAAGGUUUUGCUUUCAAUUUGCUCACUUUUGACGGACCCAAAUCCUGAUGACCCCUUGGUGCCGGAGAUUGCUCACAUGUACAAGACAGACAGAGCUAAAUACGAAUCAACUGCCAGGAGUUGGACUCAGAAGUAUGCCAUGGGUUAGAAAAUAUAUAAGGGCCCGAGUCCAUGUAAAAAGAAUUCAUGUGCCUGUUCUCUCUCCUCUCCCAAUCAACAAAGUGUAGAAUAGCAUUAAAUGUUGUCCUCUCCAAGAAAAAAGAGAUGCUUUGAAUAUUUUUAUAUGGAUUUUAACAUUUUAAGAAAUCUGGAAGUGUUUAUUUAUCUGGUUUAGGAUUGCAGCUUCUGUAUUUAAUUUCCAGUUGUGUUUGUUACUUAAACACUCUAUAACGUGUGAGAACUAUCCUUCCAUCCGCUGAGGUGGGAUAUUUUCAUCU
Messenger RNA from Nicotiana tabacum (common tobacco), 901 nucleotides. Its product is annotated as ubiquitin-conjugating enzyme E2 28. Lineage: Eukaryota; Viridiplantae; Streptophyta; Magnoliopsida; Solanales; Solanaceae. The record is from RefSeq and is a predicted model, not a curated record.